AUGGCACUGAACACAGAGAACGAUCCUUUGAUGUGCAAGUGUUUUCCUACAAGCUUAGCUGGACCAGCGCUCAAUUGGUUUAAGAACCUCUCAAGGGGCUCGGUAGACAGCUUCCGUAGCUUGUGUGAUCGAUUCAUAAGCCAAUACUAUGGGAAUAAACGCCCGGCAAAAGAUAUCUCCAGCUUAUUCACCAUGAAACAACAUAAUGACGAGCGUCUCCAAGCUUUCCUUACUAGGUUUAACUUGACCAAGAGCAUGGUGAUAGAGUGCCAUCCUUCCACAGUAGUUCAGGCAUUCAAGUUAGCUAUGACCCGAGGCACACCGUUCCAUACCAGUCUUGUGGUAAACACAUCGAAGACAAUGGACGAGCUGAAUGAGAGGGCCGAUGGUUUCGUGCACCUAGAAAAUGAAGAAUCAGUUAACGCUAGGAAGACAUCCAUCAUCUCCAAGGAAGAAAAGUCCAAAGCAAAGAUACGGCAGAAGCAAGUUCUUACGCAACGUCAGACCUCCUGGAAGGCAGAGAAGAGGCCUAAAGAGGAUGACCUGAUUACUCCACUCAAAGUUACACUCGCAAGGCUGUACCAAGAGAACAAAGAUAAGAACUUAAGGAGACAAGUGGAGAUGCUGAUCGCUAGGGGAGAGUUUGCAGGGUAUGUUCAAGGACCGGCACAAGAGCAAAGUCGUCUAGCUGAGCAGGUCAAAAGAAAUCAAAAAUUGAACCCCCAUAACACUCAGCCUGUACAGAUUAUCAACGCAAUCCAUGGGCGACCUGAACAAACCGUAGAAUCUGAGGAAUUGCUCCGAACACGCCUCCGCCAAGCGCAAAUGAAGAGGCGAGUAGGCAGUGUCAACACACUGCAUCAACAGAGUUCGGCUGUACAGAUACGGUUUGAUAGGACGGACCUGAUGCGAGUUCAGAUUCUGCAUGAGGAUCCCUUAGUUGUCAGUCUGACAGUGGCAGAGUGCUUAGUAUGCAGAGUGCUUAUCAAUCUGGGUAGCAGUGCGAAUAUCAUGCCUAGAGUCACUUUUGAUCGGCUUGAAAUUAAGCCGGAAGAGCUCAAGUCUAUUGGAAAUCUGUUGUUGGGUUUCGAUGGCAAACGAGUCGAACCAGUCAGCACAGUGGAAUUGGUGGUUCGCACAGCUGAAAGGGACUUGGUCGAAAGUUUUGUCGUGGUGGAGAUCUAUCCCUCGUACAAUCUGUUGAUAGGGAGAGGAUGGAUCCAUAGGGUACAAGGAGUCCCCUCAACCCUACAGCAAGUGAUGAAGUGCCUGAGCCCAGAUGGGAGCAAGGUGAUUGAUAUCCAUGGGGAUCAGGUUGCGAUAAAGGAGUGCUAUUCAGUGACCCUAAGGGCUGCAAGCAAGGACGUGUUCGCUUGGAGCCAUUCAGAUAUGCCAGGGAUCGACCCUUCUGUCUCUUAUCACUCCCUUAAUGUUGAUCCGAACAUUAGGCCUGUGAAGCAGAAGCAGAAGAGAUUCACCCCGGAACGCAACCAGAUCAUCGCUGAGGAGGUAAACCAAUUGUUGGAGGCUGGGUUCAUUCGAGAAGUACAAUACCCGAGCUGGUUGUUAAAUGUGGUCAUAGUACAGAAGAAGAAUGGAAAAUGGAGAGUUUGUAUUGAUUUCACCAAUCUAAAUAAGGCCUGCCCGAAGGAUAGCUUUCCACUUCCAAAGAUUGAUCAAUGGUGGACGCUGCAACAGGAUUUGAGCGAUUAA
This is a messenger RNA of Cornus florida, 1713 nucleotides long. RefSeq lists its product as uncharacterized. Lineage: Eukaryota; Viridiplantae; Streptophyta; Magnoliopsida; Cornales; Cornaceae. Bases 1 to 1713 code for a protein of 570 amino acids. The record is from RefSeq and is a predicted model, not a curated record. The transcript has 3 exons.